Molecule: messenger RNA, 831 nt
Organism: Rotaria sp. Silwood2
Lineage: Eukaryota; Metazoa; Rotifera; Eurotatoria; Philodinida; Philodinidae
Source: the annotation of a GenBank genome assembly
AUGAAUGAUACUAAAAAAAUUAUAAAUACAGAUGAAAAACUUUCGAAUUUAAAUCACGCUAAAUUUAUUCUUGUUAAAGAAAAUGAAACUUGUCUUGUAUCGAUUAAGAAAUCAGAUGAUUUACAAAUAAUCUAUAAUAAUAAAGAAGAAGAAGAAGAAAAUAAGCAAUAUCAACGAUUUACUAUAUCUGCUACUAUAGCUGAUAUUAAUAAAGAAAAUCAACUUGAUAUUUUACAUCAAUAUCUUCUAUGUUCAAAUGAUUUUGUUCCAUCAACAGAUAUUCAAUUACUAUCUCUUCAAUUAGAAUCAUCGAUUCAAUUUACUGUUAUUGAUCAAAAUUUACCAGUUCUUGUCAUUAUACAAAAUGAUAAAGAAAAUAAAUCAAUUCAAUUUAAUUGUAGACUUUCGAUAACAAUAAAACGUAUUUGUGAAAUUGCAUGUCAACUAUUUAAUAUAAACAACAAGGAUUAUUAUUUCAAUAUGAAUGAUAUAACAUUAAACGAUGAUGAUAUCUCUUUACAAGAUAUUGAUGAAAAUAUGACUCAAAUUCAAUUCCAAAUGAUUUCAAAAACAUCUAUGUAUUGCUCAAUCAUGUAUUCUAAUCAGAACAUUACAUUGCCAUGCAAUGAUGAUACAUCGAUAAUGGCUAUUGUUAAAGAACUAUUUCAGAAAUUACACAUAUCAGAAAAUGAUAUGAAUAUGUAUGAGUUGAUAGCAUUGGAUGAUGAUCAAACACAAAUCAGUUUCGAUUUAUUAAUAGAUGAUAUUCGCCAAUUAUUUCCUAUUGAUUCGACGACAGUAUCACUUCAAUUAAAAAAUAUAAGUGAAUGA